Lodderomyces theae is the source of this 621-nucleotide messenger RNA. Its product is annotated as peptide alpha-N-acetyltransferase complex B subunit. Lineage: Eukaryota; Fungi; Ascomycota; Pichiomycetes; Serinales; Debaryomycetaceae. The transcript has a single exon. Bases 1 to 621 code for a protein of 206 amino acids. Gene Ontology annotation, biological process: N-terminal peptidyl-methionine acetylation. Gene Ontology annotation, cellular component: NatB complex. Gene Ontology annotation, molecular function: protein-N-terminal amino-acid acetyltransferase activity. The record is from RefSeq and is a predicted model, not a curated record.
AUGACAUCGAUAAAACCAUUCCAACUAGAAGACCUUUUCACCAUCACUCCAGUAAACUUGGACCCCCUAACUGAGAACUUUAACAUUUCAUUCUACGCCCAAUACUUGAUAUCAUGGCCCAAUUUAUUCUACAAAUCAAUUGAACAACAUCCAACAGACACCACGUCACCACCAUCUACCACAACAAGCGGAUACAUGAUGGCCAAAACUGAAGGUCAAUUAUCCAAGAUGGAGUACCAUACACAUAUAACCGCCGUCACGAUCCAGGAUCAUUAUCGACGUAUUGCGCUAGCUUCGAAAUUAUGCUUGCAUUUGGAAUCAAUUAGCGAGGUGCAACUGACUUUGUUUAUUGAUUUAUUUGUCAAAGUCACCAAUUCGUUGGGGAGGAUGUUAUAUGAGAAAUUGGGGUACAGUGUGUAUCGACGAGUUGUGGGGUAUUAUGGGGGCGGUGCUGGUGCUGGUGCCGGUGCCGGUGGUGCUUUACCUGAUGAUCGUUAUGCGAUAAACGACGAUAUUGAUGCUUUUGAUAUGAGGAAAUCGUUGCCUUUGGAUAAGGACAAUAGAACAGUGAGAGAGAUGGGAGAGAAGGUGUAUGUGCUACCGAAUGAAGUUGUAUUUUGA